UGAUAUUCGCACUGUCCCCUGUCGCGGUGGCUGGUGAUGCGGGUGAUGUGUGUUUGGUGGGGUAACUGCGCUAUCCGUCUUGAGGUACUGAUCCAUAUCCGUCCUCUUUAAUCCGUUGUUUACGGUCUUUUGAACAAGAACAACAACAGAGGCAUCGCCGUUGCGUCGCUGCAAUGGAGAGUCCCCACGAACAUCAACAGAACUUGCUUCUGUCGCGCAUCAUCACCAACGUGGAGAAACUGAACGAAGCCAUCGUGGUGAUGAACAAGACGCUGCAGGAGAUCAACAUCCAAAACAUGAAUAUCGAGCUGGUUGCCCAGAUGUUCAAGAACUACCAGUCGAACGUGCUAUUCCACCUGGAGGCAACUGAGAACCUUAAGGACCCGGCAUGAAGGCGUUG
Messenger RNA from Thermothielavioides terrestris NRRL 8126, 400 nucleotides. RefSeq lists its product as uncharacterized. Lineage: Eukaryota; Fungi; Ascomycota; Sordariomycetes; Sordariales; Chaetomiaceae. The coding region runs from base 174 to 392 and encodes 72 amino acids. Gene Ontology annotation, biological process: attachment of spindle microtubules to kinetochore. The record is from RefSeq and is a predicted model, not a curated record. The transcript has 5 exons. Gene Ontology annotation, cellular component: DASH complex; mitotic spindle.